This is a messenger RNA of Gracilinanus agilis (Agile Gracile Mouse Opossum), 3077 nucleotides long. RefSeq names its product zinc finger protein 397-like. Gene Ontology annotation, molecular function: RNA polymerase II cis-regulatory region sequence-specific DNA binding; DNA-binding transcription factor activity, RNA polymerase II-specific. Lineage: Eukaryota; Metazoa; Chordata; Mammalia; Didelphimorphia; Didelphidae. Gene Ontology annotation, biological process: regulation of transcription by RNA polymerase II. Bases 1 to 2997 code for a protein of 998 amino acids. The record is from RefSeq and is a predicted model, not a curated record. The transcript has 5 exons.
AUGUCAUCAGAAUAUAGUAGAACUCUUCCUCUGCAAGAACAAGAGGGGCUUUGUAUAGUGAAGGUAGAAGAUGAGGAGGAUAAUGCUUGGGAACAAGAAUCCUGCUUACAAGGAAAUAAUUCCCCCUCUCAGGAGAUCUUCCGUCAACGUUUUAGACAGUUUGCCUACCACUAUACCCCUGGGCCUCGUGAGGCUCUUAGUAGACUCCGGGAACUCUGCCGUCAAUGGCUGAGGCCAGAGAUGCACACAAAGGAACAAAUUUUAGAGCUAUUAGUUCUGGAACAGUUCCUGACUAUACUGCCUGAGGAACUUCAGACUUGGGUGCAGGAGCGUUGUCCAGGGAGUGGAGAAGAGGCAGUGAAUGUGCUGGAAGACUUAGAGAAAGAACUUGAUGAACCAGGCCAGCAGGUUCGGAACCAUGGACGUGAACUAGGAGUGGUCUGGAAGGAAAUGACACCCCUGAGAACAUCGAAGGAAUCACAGAAUAUGCAACCCAUUGAAACCCAGUUCAAGUGUGAAUCUAAGGAGUCUUAUCAACUACAAAAUGGUUAUCAGAGUGAGAAUAAGAAAAAGUGGCCAGCUCAUAAACAGAAAAUAUCUGAAGUAGAAUUACUGAGGGCAACAUCAGAAAUACCCAAAAAAUGCAGAACCCAAGGACUUGAUUACAAAAAUGUCUAUGAAUGUGAAGGCACCUUAGAAAAACAUCCUAGAAGUCCUAUAGGGGAAAGACUGAAUGGUUCUGAUUUGCAGGAGCAAGAUUUCAUGCAAGUGACAGUCACUCACAGCAUUAUCCCCUCAGUCAAAAGAGAUUUUGAACAGAAAGAGUGUGAAAAAAGCUGUAGUUUAGGCUCAACUCAUGUUAUACAUCAAAGAGAAAGGCUUCAAAGAUGUGAUACAUGUGACCAAACCUUCAAACAAAAUUCAGCCCUUAUUCAACAUCAGAGAAUUCACAAUGGAAGGAAAUUCUAUGAAUGUCAUGAAUGUGGAAAAGCCUUCAGGUGGAGCUCACACCUUGUUCAGCAUCAAAGGAUUCACACUGGAGAGAAACCUUAUGGAUGUAAUGAAUGUGGUAAAGCCUUCAGGGGUAGCUCAGAUCUUAUUCAGCAUCGGAGAAUUCAUACUGGAGAGAAACCUUAUGAAUGUAAUGAAUGUGGGAAGGCUUUCAGCCAGAGUUCAAAGCUUAUUAGACAUCAGAGAAUUCAUAGUGGGGAGAAACCAUAUGAAUGUAAUGAAUGUGGAAAAUCUUUUAGUCAGAUCUCAGUGCUUAUUAGGCAUCAGAGAAUACACACAGGAGAAAAUCCCUAUGCAUGUAAUGAAUGUGGGAAAGCUUUCAAUCAGAGCUCAGCCCUUACUCAGCAUCAGAGAAUUCACACUGGAGAGAAACCCUAUGAAUGUAAUGAAUGUAGGAAAACAUUUAGGCAUAGUUAUGACCUGAUCCGACAUCAAGUCAUUCAUACUGGAGAGAGACCCUUUUCCUGUAAUGAAUGUGGAAAAACCUUCAAACGAAAAUCAACGCUUAUCGAACACCAAAAUAUUCAUACUGGAGAGAAACCUUAUAGAUGUAACAAAUGUGGAAGAGCCUUCCGGCAGAACGCAGGCCUAAUUGAACAUCAGAAAAUUCAUACCGCUGAGAAACCCUACAAAUGUAAUGAAUGUGAAAAGGCUUUCAGUAAUAGUUCAAGCCUUCUUCAGCAUCAGAUUGCACACACUGGAGAAAAGCCCUACAAAUGUGAUGAAUGUGGGAAAGCUUUCAUAAAUAGCUCAAGUCUCCUUCGACAUCAGAAAAUUCAUACUGGAGAGAAACCAUAUAAAUGUAAUGACUGUGGGAAAGGUUUUAUAUGUAAUUCAUAUCUUGUUGAACAUAAAAGAAUUCAUACUGGAGAGAGACCAUAUAUAUGUAAAGAAUGUGGAAAAGCUUUCAGGCGGUCCUGGAACCUUACUGAGCAUCAGAGAAGUCAUAACUCAGAGAAAUCCUAUAGGUGUACUGAGUGUGGGAAAGCUUUCAAGAAUAGCUCAAGUCUUUUUCAUCAUCAAAGAAUCCAUAGUGGAGGGAAACCCUUUGCCUGUAAUGAAUGUGGUAUGGCUUUCAGGCGCAAAUCACGCCUUAUUGACCAUCAAAGGGUUCAUACUGGAGAAAAACCAUAUGAAUGUGAUAAAUGUAUGAAGAGUUUUAGUCACCGUUCACAACUUCUUGAACACAUGAGAACUCACACUGGGGAAAAGCACUACGAAUGUAAUCAGUGUGGGAAAUCCUUUACUAGGAAUUCAGGCCUUUUACGUCACCAGAAAAUACACACUGGAGAAAAACCAUAUGAAUGUAAUCAGUGUGGGAAAGCAUUUAGCAAUAGCUCAUGCCUAAUUGAACAUGAGAGAAUCCAUACCACAGAGAAACCUUAUAAAUGUAGUGAAUGUGGGAAAGCUUUCUGUAAGAAAUCAUACCUCACUGGACAUCAGGUAAUUCACUCUAAAGAGAAACCCUACAAAUGUAGUGAAUGUGGGAAAUCAUACAGUCGACGUUUUCGUCUUGUUGAACAUCAGAGAAUUCAUACUGGAGAGAAACCCUAUGAAUGUAGUGAAUGUGGGAAAGCUUUUAGUCGAAGUGCACUUUUUAUUAAACACCAGAUAAUUCAUACCAAAGAGAAGUCCUAUAUAUGUGAUCAAUGUGGCAAAGCUUUUAGUCUGAGAAAACAUCUUGUUCAACAUCAGAGAAUCCAUACUGAAGAGAAACCUUUCAAAUGCAAUGAAUGUGGGAAAGCCUUCAGGCACAAGUCAACUUUUCAUGACCAUCAGAAAACACACACUGGAGAUAAACCCUGUAAAUGUAAUGAAUGUGGGAAAUCUUUCAAUCGAAUCUUUCACCUUAUUGAACAUCAGCGAACUCAUACUAAAGAAAAACCUUAUGAGUGUAGUGAAUGCGGGAAAUCUUUCAGUCGAAGCUCAGUCUUUAUUAAGCACCAGAAAAUACAUACUAAGGAGAAACUAGAUUCAUGUAAUUAAUAUGGGAAAGCUUCAAGUUUAAUACCAAACUUUGUUCAGUAUUGAACAAUUAAUUUGUACCUGGAAAAAAAUGAAUAUGU